Molecule: messenger RNA, 1169 nt
Organism: Rhizophagus irregularis DAOM 181602=DAOM 197198
Lineage: Eukaryota; Fungi; Glomeromycota; Glomeromycetes; Glomerales; Glomeraceae
Source: RefSeq, a predicted model, not a curated record
GAUAAAGGGGGAUUUGGUGAAAUUCAUAAGGCUAUCUGGUUAGAUGGACCUAUUGAUAGUUGGAAUUUUGAUAAACAACAAUGGAAUAGAUGGAAUUUUCAAACAGGUUAUAAGGUUGUUCUUAAAAUACUUAAUAAUUCAUCAGGUUUAAAUAAUAAAUUUCUAGAUGAGUGGAAAUAUCAUUAUAAUUGUCAGAAAAAAUCAUUUUCAAAAUUUAUUCAAUUCUUUGGAAUUACCCAACAUCCACAUAAUUUAAAUUAUAUAAUAGUAAUGAGUUAUGCAAAAAAAGGAAAUUUGAGAAAAUGUUUAUCUGAUAUAAUUAAAUUUAAGUGGCAAGACAAGUUACAAUUAUUAAAACAAAUUAUAUUAGGACUCAAAGUAAUUCAUGAAUCAAAUUUAACUCAUGGUGAUUUUCAUGAUGGUAAUAUUUUAAUAUCAGAUAACCAUAAUGAGGUAUUUAUUAUUGAUUUAGGAUUAUGCAAACCUAUAAGUGAUUUGCAAGAAGAAGUUAAUGAAGUUUAUGGAGUUUUACCUUUUAUGGCACCUGAAAUAUUAAGAAAUUAUCCUUAUACUUUAGCAAGUGAUAUUUAUAGUUUUUCAAUGAUAAUGUGGGAAUUUACAUCAGGUAUUCCCCCAUUUAAUCAUGAAAUGCAUGAUCAUUAUCUUGCUGUAAAUAUUUGUAAAGGAGAACGUCCUAAACUUGCAGAAGAUACUCCAAAAUGUUAUGUAGAUUUAAUGAAAAAAUGUUGGGAUUCAGAUCCAAAAAAUAGACCAAAUAUACUAGAGCUUGAAUAUGAAAUAUCUGAAUGGAUUAGAUGUAUUAAUGAAUAUUAUAAAUUAAACAAUGAUGGAAAUUAUAUAUAUGAAGUUACUAAUAGUAUUAUUGAUGAUAAAUUAAAAAAUAAUAUGUUUGAAUUUAUAGAAGCAGAUAUUGCUAGUAGGCAACAAAAUAGCACUGAAAGAAUUUUAUAUGACAACAAUGCUUUAGUACAAGAACAAGCUAAUAUUUCUAGUAUUAUACAAUCUCAUUCACAAACAUAUUAUACAAGUCGUAAACUUACUGAAAUUUUAUUUAAGAAAGACUCUGAAUAUUUGGAGUACAGGAUUUAAUUUAUAAUAAUUAAUUCUAUUAUUUAUUUUUAUUUGCUGGAUUAUUUAUUAUAGAGAAU